Molecule: messenger RNA, 2236 nt
Organism: Dinoponera quadriceps
Lineage: Eukaryota; Metazoa; Arthropoda; Insecta; Hymenoptera; Formicidae
Gene: Pp4-19C
Product: serine/threonine-protein phosphatase 4 catalytic subunit
Exons: 6
Coding region: 1045-1968 (307 amino acids)
Biological process (GO): peptidyl-serine dephosphorylation; double-strand break repair via homologous recombination
Cellular component (GO): cytoplasm; nucleus
Molecular function (GO): protein serine/threonine phosphatase activity
Source: RefSeq, a predicted model, not a curated record
UUUUUACAGCUUCUCAACUGGAAUAUCACACUUGCAGAGUUUUAUCUUUAGAUGAAUAACUAUCAUCAUAUCCGUUGAAGUAACGAACUUUUCUCCCUUUGGUUCUUUAAUUCGUUGAUAUCCGGCUUGAACUGAGGCACAUCGCUCGUUUGUAACGAACUUCUUCAAUUCAAAUUGUCAUAUGUGAGAAAUUCCUCGCGCACGCGCGAAUGCUUCGGACAAUUAGUCUGUUCUUUUUAGCUGAACUGCUGCACUUGUGCAAUAAGUUAAUGUGAGAAUACAUAUACUUGUCUCGCUUCAACUUAUUGUAUUAGUUCAGCGGUGCAGCUAAAAAGAACAGGUCAAAUAUCUUUCAAAAGUUUUGCCGUUUCGAGUCCCUUUACAAGAGAAGGAUUUUAUUCUUCCGUUUUGACAUCGCCUUCUUCGUUCCUCUGAACGAUUGGUUAAUUGCAAUAUCAUCGUCAAAACGUGACCAAUCGGUGCGAUUGUGAUGGAUUGCAACUGGAAUUCGAUAAAUUUAUUAAGUUUGAUAUAAUUCAGUUGAAAAUUCAAAUAAUACUUGUAACAUUAAACUUAAAUAAAGCGAUAAAUAAUUAAUAUCUAAUAAUUUACAUCAGCAAUCGCUUCUUGUUGGAACGACCACACGCCGAUUGGCUGCUGCAUAGUGAUUUUCUAGAGUCCUUGAAGCGACUGAUCGGCACUCCAAAAACUCUCUAUCUGACAGCCAAUCAAUACGUCCGACAAACUUGCCAUACGUUAGACGAAAUAAUCGUCUAACUUCAUGUUUAUCCUAAAUCUAAAUUGUGUUUGGUGUCGCCACUGCGAGUGAGUCAAGACGAUCCUCGGGACGAUCAAGAGUAUCCCGCCAGCGCAGAGGCGAGUUGUGUUUCUGGUUGACUUAGUUUAGGUGGGAUUCCGCACGUUCUUCCUCGUCAAAUGCAUCGAUCACAACAAUCACGACAGUGAGACACCGAGUGAGACGUUCAGACCCGACCGUGAUCGGUAGUUCGAACCUCCACAUCAGUCUUUCACCGGCACUGUACGAUGGCCGAUUCCAGUGACUUGGAUCGGCAAAUCGAGCAGCUGAAGAAGUGUGAGAUCAUCAAGGAAGCUGAGGUCAAGGCCUUGUGUGCCAAAGCACGAGAGAUCCUUAUUGAGGAAAGCAAUGUUCAACGUGUCGACUCACCUGUCACAGUAUGUGGGGACAUUCAUGGACAGUUUUACGAUUUAAAGGAAUUGUUCAAAGUAGGUGGUGAUGUGCCAGAAACGAAUUACCUUUUUAUGGGAGAUUUCGUGGACAGAGGCUUCUAUAGUGUUGAAACAUUUCUCCUCCUUCUUGCAUUAAAGGUUCGUUAUCCUGACAGAAUCACACUGAUAAGAGGGAAUCAUGAAUCUCGACAAAUAACACAAGUUUAUGGUUUUUAUGACGAGUGCUUACGCAAAUAUGGGAGUAUAACAGUAUGGCGAUAUUGCACGGAGAUAUUUGAUUACCUGUCACUAUCUGCUAUCAUUGAUGGCAAGAUAUUCUGUGUUCAUGGUGGAUUAUCGCCUAGUAUUCAAACAUUGGAUCAAAUCCGGACUAUAGAUAGGAAACAAGAAGUUCCCCAUGAUGGGCCGAUGUGUGAUUUGUUAUGGUCAGAUCCUGAGGAUACCCAAGGCUGGGGUGUGUCACCUCGUGGAGCAGGUUAUCUUUUUGGUAGUGACGUUGUUGCACAAUUUAAUUCUGCGAACGAUAUCGACAUGAUAUGCAGAGCUCACCAGCUAGUAAUGGAAGGCUACAAGUGGCAUUUUAACGAAACGGUGUUGACCGUUUGGUCCGCGCCGAAUUAUUGUUACAGAUGCGGUAAUGUUGCCGCGAUAUUGGAGUUGAACGAACACUUGCAAAGAGACUUCACGAUAUUUGAAGCCGCGCCCCAAGAAAGUCGCGGAAUUCCCAGCAAAAAGCCGCAAGCCGAUUACUUUUUAUAAACAAAUCAUUUUUAGAGUACAAAAAGAAACCAUCGGCAUCGAACCGACUCGGGGUUUCCAUCUUCUGUUACUCUUCCCUGAUCUAUCUUGGUUCCGUUCUCCCCCCGAGCAGUUUGCGUCAAUCAUGAGAAAUACUGAGCGGCUUGCUAUUUUUUUUAUGGCAUUAUAACAUCCGUAAUUGGAUCGUUGAUAAUCGUAUAAUUAUUUCGAUAGGAUCACGAUGAUAUGUGUAAGGAACUGAUGUAAAAUAAAGUAAAACUUGCCUCUA